AGACUAAACAAUAUAAAUAGUUCAUAGUUUAUAUUUGCUUCUCACAUUUGACGUGAUAUUCGUAAAAUAUAACUUUGACUAAUUGUAUUUAAUUCAAGUGUCUACUUUUCGUUAAUUAUUAAAAGUUUGUGGCAUUUAUCAAUACUAUUCUAAUAGAAAGCAGUAUUGGACAAUUGUUUAAAUUGUGCUAUUUCAAUUGGACUUGAUUUAUGUAAGAUGACUUUUGAAAAUUUACAUCCAGAAGUAGGGGCAUUGUCGUCAUCAACAUAUUUGUUCGUUAAAUGGUUCUUAGGAAUCGUUUCUACAUUCAUUCCAAGCCUCGAACCCGUUAAAAACCCGCUCCUAGCUUUAUCGGCACCUCCUAAAAAUGAUGAUACAACCGCUGCAGGGGGUUCAGCACUACCGGCCAUCAGACAGGAGGGUAAAAAGUUUAGACAAUACGCAACCGCGCUGUCCGCAACGGUCGGACCGUUCGCAGUUGGCACGGUGUUGGCAUGGAUGUCGCCUGCUAUGCCAAUGCUUUUGUCUCCGACUUCGAAGAUCAAAGUAACACCUAAUCAAGGGUCAUGGGUGGGUUCUUUGAUCGCUAUCGGUGCCAUUUUCGGGUCUAUACCGGCUGGCAAAUGCGCUGACAUGUUCGGUCGAAAACCCGUCAUCCUCUGUCUCACCAUCCCAUUCAUCACUAGCUGGACAAUAAUAUACUUUGCGACCGACGUUUGGAUGCUAUACGUGGCACGUCUGAUCGCCGGAUCCUGCCUCGGUGGAAUCACCGCCACCGUCCCGAUGUACAUCGGGGAGAUAGCUGAAAGCUCUAUCAGAGGUGAAUUGUGCUCGUACGUGCAGUUAAAUGUCACAUUGGGCAUAUUGUACGUUUACGCUAUCGGGCCGUUUGUAAAUUACUAUUCACUGGCCAUCAUGUGCGGUAUACUACCGUUGAUUUGGUUCAUGUUGGUUCUAUUGGUGAUACCGGAAUCGCCUAUGUACCUAUUGAAACGUGGCAGGAAGGAAGAUGCAGAAAAAGCGUUGGUAUGGUUGCGCGGGAAAGACUACGACAUUGCCAGCGAAAUGGAGACGCUGCAAUUGCACAUCGAGGAGUCGAAGAAGCACACUGGCAAGUUCAAGGAUAUGAUAUCAUCCAGAGCCACAAUCCGCGCAGCAAUCACCGUCUUGGGACUACUCAACUUCUUGUCGUGUUCGGGCAUAAACGUGCUAAUAUUCUACGCACAGUCCAUUUUUGAGACCAGCAACUGCAGUGUGUCUCCGAAACUCUGCUCCGUCAUCAUCGGAGUCCUUCAAGUCAUAUUCACUUUCGCUUCUUCACAACUGGUGGACAGGGCCGGUCGGCGAGUACUUUUGCUGAUAUCCGACUCCGUCAUGGCCGUAUGUCUCGGCACUCUGGCCUACUAUUUCUGGCUUCAGGAACACGGCGUGGACGUGUCCUCGUUCAAUCUGAUACCGCUUAUCAGUUUGGGAGUGUACAUUAGUACUUUCGCACUGGGAUUCGGUCCCAUCCCGGGCGUUAUGAUCGGCGAGUUGUUCAGUCCGGAAUUCAAGGGUUUGGCGAUCGGCAUCGUGUGCGUGCUCGCUUCGCUGAUCGAGUUUUGCGUCGUCAAGACGUACCAGACACUGUUGAAUUACUGCGAUCACGGCAUCACGUUCGCCAUAUUCGCCGGGUUUUGCGUUCUAGGCACCACGUUCGUGUGGUUCCUGGUGCCGGAAACGAAAAACAAGUCUCUUCAGGAAAUCCAGGACGAGCUCUCCGGCAAGAAAAAGCCGAAAGCAGGCCAGUCGCAAAACGCAACAAGAUCGCAGCCCGCCAGUGCAUGAUUUUAAUGAGAAGUGAUAACAUAACAAAUUUAAAAUUUAUAACGUUGCGACUUGGAUCGCAAUUUAUUACGUAAUUAUUACGUACCCUGUGUUACAACCGCGCGACAUAUAUUAUAUAUUAUUAAUUGUAUUCGCGCGAGUUCAAUGAAUAAAUAAUCAUAAUUACAAAUAUAAUAA
Molecule: messenger RNA, 2004 nt
Organism: Aphis gossypii (cotton aphid)
Lineage: Eukaryota; Metazoa; Arthropoda; Insecta; Hemiptera; Aphididae
Product: facilitated trehalose transporter Tret1-like
Exons: 6
Coding region: 217-1827 (536 amino acids)
Biological process (GO): carbohydrate transport; transmembrane transport
Cellular component (GO): membrane
Molecular function (GO): sugar transmembrane transporter activity
Source: RefSeq, a predicted model, not a curated record